Molecule: messenger RNA, 1216 nt
Organism: Effrenium voratum
Lineage: Eukaryota; Dinophyceae; Suessiales; Symbiodiniaceae
Source: the annotation of a GenBank genome assembly
GAGGCAUUGUCGGGAAAAUUAGUCUGUGACUGCCUCUCCACGAGCCGUUCACCUCCGCAAACGGCAAGGGCGGGGGCGCCCAGCCGAUGGCAGAGAAGAAGAUCAAGAAUCUGCGGAAAAAGCUGGGCCAGAUUGAACAGCUGGAGAAGGACGAGAGGGAAGGAAAGAAACUGAACGAUGAGCAGAAAGAGAAGCUGCUUGGGCGGCAGAAGCUAGAGGAGGAGAUUAAGGCGCUGGAGGCCGGCGAGGUCUCGAUUGAGCCAGCACCAGCUGCCACGCAAAGCCCGGCAGAUGAAUGCGGGCAAGAGGAUGUAGGUGCAAAGGCGGCAGAGGCCGAGGCGCCGCCGGCGCCAGGCGACCCGAAGCCUGCGGAGGCGGCAGGCAUGAGAAAAGCCCAGUCGAGCAAGGGCAAGGGCCUGGAGAAGAAGCUACGAGAGAUUGCACAGCUGGAAGACAAACGCAGCAAGGGAGAGCAGAUGGACAAGAAGCAAAUCGAGAAGAUUGACAAGAAACGCGAGCUCGAGGAGCAGCUUUUGGCCGCGCUGGCCGAAGAAGCUGAGGAGGAAGCAGACGGAGGUGGAGGCAGCGGAGAUCUAAUCUCUGCGACUCACAUGGAGGACGGCAUCCGCGGCACCAAAGACAGCAGCAUCCAGCGGAGACGCGCCAAGUACUUCGGGACAGACGCGUUCAAAGAAUGGCGCCAGGAUUUUGUGGGCACCUUCUUGGUGCAGCCGCCGGAGGACUUGGCCCAGGCCGCCGAGCGCAGGAAAUUCGAGAUCAUCCAGCCGUUCGAAUAUUUCAUGUGGACAAGUAUGCCUUCCACAUUCGAGUAUUUGAAGCAGAAGGUGGCUGACGCAACGGGUGUCAAGACAGGGGACUUUCACUUCGAGUCCAUGAAAGGGCAAAAGCUUCCCCAUGACGGGAAUUGCAUCGAGUGGUACCAGAAGCUGUGCGCGGAGCCGGUGAAGUGCGACAAGUUUCGGGAGAAGAAGGUGAUCCCGAUCAAAGUCGUGGCAUCAACGAGGUGAUGGCCCACUCUGUGCAGUUUCACUUUUAGAGUCGGAGUGCGUCUCCUGGAACCUAGUUGUUUGAGCGGCUAUCCUGUGCUGAGAGACCAAGACACAGCAAUCGAUUUUGGCGGGUGUGGCAUCUUCAGCAAUGAGGCUCGGCUGCGCACGCACUCGUGCAGUCUGGACAGUGAUGGCUACAAACAAAU